This is a messenger RNA of Triticum urartu, 923 nucleotides long. The record is from RefSeq and is a predicted model, not a curated record. Lineage: Eukaryota; Viridiplantae; Streptophyta; Magnoliopsida; Poales; Poaceae.
UUCUGAAAGACUUCCCAACCCAAAUCAAAUCACGAGCCCAGCCCAGCCCAGCUUUGCAUCUCCCUCUCCGCUCUCCUCUUCGCCGAGCGGAGAUGAGGACGCCCAGCCCGCCGGACCGCCGCCGGCGCAAGCCACCGCCACCUCCAAGUCCGUCCGCGCUGCUUCAUGCUGCGGCUACUCGCUGGCGCAGUCAGUCUCCCGAGUCCCACCACCGCCGCUCGCGUUCCGGCCGUCCGUCCGUCCAUGGCGGCGACAGCCACCGGCAUCAGCAGGGCAAGCGUGGCGGGGGGCAACGACAUCGGCACCGAGUUUCGGCCUCCAAACCCACAUCCCGCCCACCCGCCACCACCGCUGCCGCUGCUCAAGGUUAUUCAAAUGGUUCCUUUAAUGGACCGGCUGCUCAAACUGGAAACUGGUUCCUGCAACUGGACAAGAUGAAGGGAUGCUUGAAUAUAUUCCUUCCAAUUUGUUUGCACAGGAUAAUGUGCAGAAGGCUAAGCAAGCACUUGAACUAACAAGAAAGUGUGGAACAAUUGAUGUAGCUGAUGCACUAGAGCUUCUCUCACCAGAUUCUGAAAGCGAGGAAGUAAGCUAUCUAGCAUCUCUAUGCGUGCUUCCAUUUUUCUUAGAUGUCUGUGUGCUAUGAGGUUUUCAGAUUUAUUAGAUUUGUUCGCGCGAAAAAGAUUUUUCGAUGGGUUUAUAGUUUUUUGUUUGUCACGCUUGCUUGUGAAUUAGUCGUAAUUAUGCAAUUUUUGUUCUGGAGUUUCUCAUGAAAAAUUGCUGUAUGACAACAUGUGUCUUUUCGUCAAGUCUGUAUAUUUAGUUUCCGCCAUCUUUUACGCUUUAUUAAUGCUCCCUUCAAAUCAUAUUUUAGUAGAAGUAGGGAUACUCACGUUUGUGAACUAUAUCUAGUUUAAGCGCUA